AUGACGCCCAAUGAUCUUGCCGAAGAGAUCAAUGAGCUUGCAUUUGGAUAUGUCCCGACUGGUUAUGUUUGGCGUACGGGACACCAGAGCCAUACUUUUUGUCCGGGGUGGUUGUACCUCGAGUUCGGAAAACCAAACUUCGGCCGUGCCAUCAAGUCAGAUGCGGCUUUGACACAAGAUGCGCUGGACCUUCUGGUACGUGCUGUUCAAAGGCUAGCGUCGGAACGGACACUUGCUCGACCACCUAGCGUGCAAUGCCAUGAGCCGCAAGCGUCACGACAUAGACCACAGUCGCAGGCCUUUGUCGACGCAGUAAAACAGGCACAAAUUUCAGGACUCACCGGGUCGAUUCAAGUGGAUUCGAUUGGACGCCGACAUAAUAUUUCUCUGCAAGUUGUCCGGAUGAAGCGAUGGGGACUGGCGUCGGUCGGAACAUGGAGUGCCUCCACCGGUCUCACCAUGGCCCAGACGGAGAAGAUCUUCCAGCAAGAAAUCUUGAGUGCACUGAAAAACAAAACUUUCAGGAUUACUGCAAUAUUGAAUGCGCCUUACGUUAUGGAAAAAGGGCCAUUAGAGAAGAUGGUGGGUAAUGAUCGCUUCGAGGGAUUCUGCGUGGAUCUGCUCCGAGAAAUGUCCCGGCUCUUGGGCUUUCACUACCAGUUGCGGCUUGUCAGAGAUGGCGCCUACGGCAGCCGAGACUCCCAUGGUCAAUGGAAUGGCAUGGUCCGUGAACUACUCGACAUGGAGGCUGACUUGGCGAUUGGCGACCUGACCAUCACCUACGCCCGCGAAGCAGUCAUUGAUUUCACCAUGCCUUUCAUGACUCUCGGAGUGGGUCUUCUGUACCGGAAACCCCAGCAUGACCACUCGCUGCUCUUCUUCCUGUCCCCACUGUCCACAGAUGUGUGGUUGUGCGUCGCGGCAGCUUAUGUAGUGGUCAGCUUGUUGCUCUGCUGCGUGGCUCGCGCGGGAGGGGCCCGCUGGAGAAGCAGCUACAUCUCAACAGGACAGUGCUGCUGGUCGUGCCAGGGAAGUCCUAUUUUGAGAACGGCUAAGAGCCAGUUCACUCUCCUAAACAGUCUAUGGUUCACCAUGAGUGCAAUCAUGAGACAAGGCUGCGACACUUCCCCGAGGUCAGCCUCCACAAGAAUUCUCGUUGCUGCUUGGUGGCUGUUUUCGUUCCUACUGGUAUCGUCAUACACCGCCAACCUGGCGUCCUUCUUGACUCGAGAAAGGCUCCGGUCACCAAUAGAAAGCGUCGAAGACUUGGCAAAGCAGACCGAGGUUCUGUAUGGCUGUGUCCGCUUUGGAUCUACACAGGCUUUCUUCAAGGAUUCCAAACAUGAGACAUACGAGAGGAUGUGGAAUGUCAUGAAAGACAACCUGGUAUCGUCCAACGCCGAGGGCGUUGAGCGGGUAGAGCGUGGAGGCUACGCCUUUCUGAUGGAAUCAACCAGCAUAGACUAUGUGGCUCAGCGUCGGUGCGAACUCACGCAGCUCAGAGGGCUUCUGGAUUCAAAGGGAUAUGGUAUUGCGAUGCCACAAG
Molecule: messenger RNA, 1546 nt
Organism: Rhipicephalus microplus (southern cattle tick)
Lineage: Eukaryota; Metazoa; Arthropoda; Arachnida; Ixodida; Ixodidae
Product: glutamate receptor ionotropic, kainate 2-like
Cellular component (GO): membrane
Molecular function (GO): ligand-gated monoatomic ion channel activity
Source: RefSeq, a predicted model, not a curated record